AUGAGAAACUUCGUUACCGUCGCAGCUUUUGCUGCCGGUGCCAACGCCCUUGUGGGUAGAGGCAACAGCUGCUGCUUCCACCUGAAGUCUUCUGGUGGUGCUUCUGGAUCUAUUGGUCAGCUCGAUGACGGACAGAACCGUGUCUACGGUGAUCUCGAGCAGGCUCAGUUCUGCAUCGAUUCCACCGGUGCCGUCACCGAUGCCAACGGCCGCGGAUGCAUCGUGACCAGCCCUACUACCCAAUGGCAAUGUGAUGAGGGUGCUUCCCCUACCACUGGCUUCUCUAUCAACUCGGAGGGUCAGCUCUCGUACCAAGGAGACAGCGAGUUCGUUGCCUGCAAGACCGGCCAGAACGGCGGAAUGAACAUCUACACCAGCGAGAGCAAAGACGCCACUGGCUGUGUGGACGUCAAGUUGACCGCUGACUCUUGCUCCGGCUCUGGCUCCGGUGGAUCCGGCUCGGCCUCUGUCCCUGCUCCUUCGUCGACUCCCGUCGUCGGAUCCAGCAGCAUUCCUGUGCCUCCUCAGCCUUCGUCGAGCGCUCCUGUUCCUCCCUAUGUCCCCGGUCCUUCAGGCGGCGCUUCUGUGCCCCCCAACGUGCCUGGCACUGGACCCAGCGCUUCCGCGCCCCCCGCGGAGCAGACUACCACUAUCCACACGACGGUGACCGCAACUGUUUGCCCGACUAACUCGGCAACCCUGCCCGGUGGCCCUGGAGUUCCCGGUACUCCCGGUGUUCCCGGUGUUCCUGGCACCACUGGCGUCCCUGGUACCCCUGGCGUUCCUGGUGUCCCUGGUACUACUGGCGUUCCCGGUGUCCCUGGCACUACUGGUGUCCCUGGCACUCCCGGUGUCCCCGGCGUUCCUGGUGUCCCUGGUACUCCUGGUGUCCCCGGUACUCCUGGUCUUCCCGGUACUCCUGGUGUUCCCGGUGUCCCUGGCACUUCGGGCGUUCCUGGCACUCCUGGUGUCCCCGGUACUCCUGGCGUUCCCGGUACUCCCGGUGUUCCUGGCACCCCUACCGGCGCUCAGCCAUCUGAGACCGCCUCCUACACUCAACCGGCUCAGUCCCCUAGCACUCAGCAAACCGAGACCGCAACCGAAUCCCAGCCCACCGCGACUGGCUCUCAGCCGUCCGGAACUGGCGCCCAGCCCACGGGAACCGGAUCUCAGCCCUCGGGAACUGGUACUCAGCCAUCUGAGACCGGCGCUCAACCUUCUGGCACCCAGUCCUCUGGUGGCAGCUGCCCUACGGACCUCUCCGGCGACUAUGAAUAUCCUCACUUGAUCAUCCCCGUCGACUCGUCUUCUCCGGAUAACGCCGCCGGUACCUCGUACAACGGCACCGUCUCGAAGUCCGUCUCCACCAUCUUCAACUUCGACAUCCCCUCGGAGGAUUCUGGAAAGACUUGCAGCCUCGUCUUCCUCUUCCCCAAGAAGGAGGACCUCGAGACUUCUUCCUACAGCUUCAGCGGAGACGGCAAGGUCGAUUUCGCCUCCCUCGAGUCGGUCGCCGACGAAUCGACCUCCUACAGCAACGCCCCUGGAGUCAAGGAGGACUUGGGUCAAUUCACCAUCUCGCCCGGCAACUCCUACACCGUUUCCACCUUCGAUUGCCCUGCCGGUGAGGCUGUCAGCUACGAGAUGAAGAACUCCGGCAGCACCGAGCUGGACUUCUUCGAGGACUACAACCCCUCUCCUCUUGGUCUGUACAUCACCGUCUGCUAA
Messenger RNA from Aspergillus melleus, 1728 nucleotides. RefSeq names its product putative GPI anchored cell wall protein. The transcript has 2 exons. Bases 1 to 1728 code for a protein of 575 amino acids. The record is from RefSeq and is a predicted model, not a curated record. NCBI's taxonomy places the organism in Eukaryota, Fungi, Ascomycota, Eurotiomycetes, Eurotiales, Aspergillaceae.